Molecule: messenger RNA, 2322 nt
Organism: Emys orbicularis (European pond turtle)
Lineage: Eukaryota; Metazoa; Chordata; Testudines; Emydidae
Gene: RWDD2B
Product: RWD domain containing 2B
Exons: 5
Coding region: 377-1261 (294 amino acids)
Molecular function (GO): protein binding
Source: RefSeq, a predicted model, not a curated record
UCCGGCCCGGGGAAGGUGCCCCAGCCUGGCAGCUGCACGCGCGGCGGGACCGAUUGGUCCGCCUGAGUAGUUACAGCGUCUCGCUAAGGGACCAUUCGGGGUAGAGUGGCCCCUGGACACUUAUCAGACGCUCUAACUACUUAUGCUAAACAGUCGGUUCCCCCUUGUGUUUUGCUGUUCCCCAGACCUGAGGAAGAGCUGUGUGUGUCGCUCAGAAAGCUUGUUUCUUUCACCAACAGAAGUUUGGUCCAAUAAAAGAUACGACCUCACCCACCUUCUCUCUUUAAUAUCUGGGGACUGACACAGCUACAAGUACACUGCUGUGGACUUAGCAUAGACUAUGGUUCUACUUUUGAGAUGUGGAAACAGCUAAAACAUGGCCAAAAUGACUAAUUUGGAAGAAGCUGAAGUACAACUUUCUGAGUUAGACCUACUUUCUAGUAUGUUUCCUGAUGAAGAUGAGUUUAUUGUGACUGACCAGUUGGCUGUAGCAGAACUAAAACAUUAUAUUGAUAAUAAGACAUCAGAGAUCCCAUCUUCAAAAGUUCAGUUUAUACUGAAUGUAAAACAAGAGGUUGCUGAUGCCACUAUGGUAAUGCUUUCUUUAUCCUGUGCUUUACCACUUAACUACCCAGCUGUUCUACCAGAAAUUACUGUCAGGUCACCAUCAAUAAGCCGAUCACAGCAGAUUCAGCUGAACACAGAUCUAAAAACAUACUUGAAGAGAAACUGCAGUGGUGAGGUCUGUGUAUUAAAUGCAAGAGAAUGGGUUAAAGAUCAUGCAGCUGCUUAUAUCGAUAAGGAGCUUUCAUCUUCCUCAGUGAUGACAUUGAGGACUAUGCAGUCAGAAGAAGUCAUUUUCACUAGAUUAUGGAUCUAUAGUCAUCACAUCUACAACAAGCAUAAAAGAAAGAAUAUUGUUGAUUGGUCUAAGGAGCUCGCUCUGUCGGGGUUUAGCAUGCCUGGGAAACCAGGUGUCAUUUGUGUAGAAGGCCCACAGAGUACUUGUGAAGAAUUCUGGUCAAGAGUCAGAAGAUUAACAUGGCGGAGAAUUUUAAUUCGCCAUAGAGAGGAUAUUUCUCUGGAUGGGUCACAUGCUGAGAUGCAGAAACAAAGAAAAUUCUCAUCUUUUGAAGAAAAAGUAUUUGAUGCACAUGGUACCAGAGGAAAUCAUAUGGAUCUGGGGCAGCUCUAUCAUUUUUUAGAUGAAAAGGGGUGUGCUGAUGUUUUUCAGAUGUACUUUGGAGUUGAAGGAUGUUAGAUCAGCAAGGAUCCAAUCAAUGAACUUGAAAAAAUUAUGUGACAGUCUUGGAUAAAUUAUUCUUUUCCCCUCUGAAAUAGUUGAUCAGUGAGGGGAAUGAUUACUGCUCCUUUAUAAGAUGAAUUCAGUUUUCCAUGAAAACGAAUAUUCUUUUAAAUAAUGAUCUAUAUGAAUGCUUUAAUAUAAAGAUAUUUUUAAGGGAAAGAUAUGAUGCUAAUUACAAAGACAACGACAACAAUAAACCAACAACAGCUUUUUGAGAGAUGCUGUAUGCUAUUUAUAAUCUGAAUUAUUAAAACUUCACCUUGGAGAAGUUGAUUAUAUCUAUGUAAUAUAGUAAAAAAGAUCCAGAUGUUUGUGAAAAGUGUUAGUUUUGGGCAGAGAUACAGCACAUCAUAUUAUAGACAUGGGAUUAUAUGUGUGUGUGUGUAAAAUAUGGAAUGGGAAGGGAAGCAAACAUGGGUGUGUGAUUUUCCAAUGAUUACAGUUAUUUUAAGCAGGCAUCUCUGGAAAGAAAUGUUGUCUUUUACAUUAUUGAACACUGUAUUUACAUACACUACCAGCAGAUGUUUUGAUUCCAAAACAUUUAUUUAAUAUUUGCUGCUUAUAAUACGUGCAGUUGAACAUGGUGCUUUAUAAAGAUAGGCUUAGAUCCUCCAAAGCCUUACUCAUACAAGUAGUUUUAUUGACGCCAGUGGGACUAGUCACAUGAAUAAGGACUACUCACACAAGGAAAAGAAGGUUUGAAAGAUGGGGCCCACAGAAAAGACACACUAGUUGCCCUAACAAGUUUAUAAUUGAUUAUUUCAAUUCUAUUAUUAUUUCUAUUUUAGUAGUGUUUAAAAACUUUGAUCAGGAUUGGUGCCCCAUUGAGCUAGCCACGUACAUAACAAAAAGGCGGUCCUUGCCCCCAAAAGUUUACAGUUUGCAAACUCUUUUUUAUAUAAUUACUCCCACUGACUUAAAUAGAAAUCAUAUGAAUAAGAACUACACACGAGAGAGAAUUUGCAGGAUCAGACUUUGUAUAAUUUUGUGUCAGAUUUCAAUAAAUUAAUAUACAU